CAGGUUUCUCUGCUAGGGUUUCCUAAACUCUCGUCAUAAAGAAGUGGUCGUGAAAUACUUCUGUAAUUUUUAUGUGGAUCUGGAAGACUCCCACUACUCCUCCUCAUAAUUGGUGUAUGUGUUUAACCCUAAAUUGUGCAUUAUGGCAGACAAAUUAACAAGAAUUGCCAUUGUCAACCAUGACAAGUGUAAGCCAAAGAAAUGCCGUCAAGAAUGCAAGAAGAGUUGUCCUGUGGUUCGAAUGGGAAAACUUUGCAUAGAAGUUACAUCACAGAGCAAGAUAGCAUGGAUCUCAGAAACACUUUGUAUUGGUUGUGGUAUUUGCAUCAAGAAAUGUCCUUUUGGAGCCUUGUCAAUCGUUAACUUACCUAGCAACCUGGAGAAAGAAACAACGCAUAGAUAUUGUGCCAAUGCCUUCAAACUUCACAGGUUGCCUAUCCCUCGGCCAGGUGAAGUACUGGGAUUGGUUGGAACCAAUGGUAUUGGAAAAUCAACCGCCUUGAAAAUUUUAGCAGGAAAACAGAAGCCAAAUCUUGGAAAAUAUGACGAUCCACCUGACUGGCAAGAAAUUUUGACUUAUUUCCGAGGAUCUGAAUUACAAAAUUAUUUUACCAAGAUCCUGGAAGAUGACCUGAAAGCUAUCAUUAAACCUCAGUACGUGGACCAGAUCCCUAAAGCUGCAAAGGGAACAGUGGGAUCAAUUCUGGAUAGGAAGGAUGAAACUAAGACACAAACUGUUGUAUGUCAGCAGCUCGACUUAACCCAUCUGAAAGAAAGAAAUGUUGAGGAUCUUUCAGGAGGAGAACUUCAGAGAUUUGCUUGUGCAGUUGUUUGCAUUCAGAAGGCUGAUAUCUUCAUGUUUGAUGAACCUUCUAGCUACCUAGAUGUCAAGCAGCGCUUGAAGGCUGCCAUUACGAUUCGAUCCCUUAUAAACCCUGACAGGUACAUUAUUGUUGUAGAGCAUGAUCUAAGUGUGUUAGAUUAUCUCUCCGACUUCAUCUGCUGCCUGUACGGUGUGCCAAGUGCUUACGGUGUUGUUACUAUGCCUUUCAGCGUAAGAGAAGGCAUAAACAUUUUCUUAGAUGGCUAUGUUCCAACAGAAAAUCUAAGGUUUCGAGAUGCAUCUCUGGUAUUUAAAGUGGCUGAGACGGCUAACGAAGAAGAGGUUAAAAAGAUGUGUAUGUACAAAUAUCCAGGAAUGAAAAAAAAGAUGGGAGAAUUUGAGCUAUCCAUAGUAGCUGGAGAAUUCACUGAUUCUGAAAUUAUGGUGAUGUUGGGGGAAAACGGAACUGGCAAAACUACAUUUAUCCGAAUGCUUGCAGGAAGACUUACGCCUGAUGAAGGAGGUGAGGUCCCAGUUCUAAAUGUCAGCUACAAACCACAGAAGAUCAGUCCUAAAUCUACAGGAAGUGUCCGUCAGCUACUGCAUGAGAAGAUCAGAGAUGCCUAUACACACCCGCAGUUUGUAACCGAUGUAAUGAAACCUCUUCAAAUAGAAAACAUCAUUGACCAGGAGGUUCAGACGUUGUCUGGUGGUGAGUUGCAGCGCGUUGCGUUAGCUCUUUGUCUUGGUAAACCUGCAGAUGUCUACCUGAUUGACGAACCGUCAGCAUAUUUGGACUCUGAACAACGUCUCAUGGCUGCUAGAGUCAUUAAACGUUUCAUCCUCCAUGCUAAAAAAACAGCUUUUGUGGUAGAACACGAUUUCAUCAUGGCUACAUAUCUUGCUGAUCGUGUGAUUGUUUUUGAUGGCAUUCCUUCCAAGAACACACUUGCGAACAGUCCACAGACUCUUUUGGCUGGAAUGAAUAAGUUUUUAUCUCAACUUGAAAUCACUUUUAGAAGAGACCCCAACAAUUACAGACCAAGAAUAAACAAACUCAAUUCAAUCAAGGAUGUGGAACAAAAGAAGAGUGGAAACUACUUCUUCCUGGAUGACUAAAUACUGAGCCCAAGCAUCUUUGUAACUGGCAUAUAGAAAUGCAUAUUGGAACCUAAACAUUUGUGGAUGAGAAAGCUCAAUCAGGUUUUAGAACACUUAAUUUUUUUGGAGCUUAAAAUCUCUUGCUGCGUGUAACAUCUGAGAGCAGUAGCAGUGUAAAGCCUAGUCUGAGUAAAACUGCCACUUUCUAUAUUUUGGUGACACAGCCCUAUUUUCAGUGUAAUAAUUUCAAAAUAGACCACCUUGAUAUUAUGCAAAUAAGUCUCCUGAUUUUUCAAAAUCUAAAGGAGGUUUUCAAUUCAAUAUAUGCUAUUUAUGUACCCAGUACUGACUGCACUUCCUCAUUUUAAAAAUCUUUGGAGCUGUUACGUACAAGAGGGAAGCUUACGACAAAUGGCAAGCUACAGCAGCAGCGACUCCCAUCUUAAAAGGCUGAAGCUCUCUGGAUGAGGGUUUCAUAACAGCUCUAAUUCUUGAAUUACUAAUUCAAAAAUAUGUAUAUUUAUAUGAUGUUGUCACACACACCUUUUCUUGUACUCCAGAAAAGAACACACAAAAGAGGGAGUGCAUCUGUCCCUGUGCAUCUUCUCAGACCUAGUAACAGGAGAAUGAUCAGUUAAAUAAAGUCUUAAAGAAAAUAUUAAAAUCCUUUCGAUCUUCUGUAACUUAAACCUACAUAGUGAAGAAAGGUUAAUGGUUGUUUUCCAACUCCUUCCUCCAUCAGUAAGUGCUGGCACCCACCACCUUCCCAGGGAAAGAUUAAGUUAAGAUGCAAGAGUUAUUUUUGCCUAAAGCAAAAGCUUUGAUCCUUAUUGUAGGCAAAAAUGAAGGUAGAUAAAAAAACAGCUUGUCAAAAAUCAGUUUCCAUAUAAAGAAAGCUCCUUUAGGGA
Messenger RNA from Egretta garzetta (little egret), 2832 nucleotides. It is a transcript of the gene ABCE1, whose product is annotated as ATP binding cassette subfamily E member 1. The coding region runs from base 143 to 1942 and encodes 599 amino acids. Gene Ontology annotation, molecular function: ribosomal small subunit binding; ATP binding; ATP hydrolysis activity. Gene Ontology annotation, biological process: ribosomal subunit export from nucleus; translational termination; translational initiation. The transcript has 18 exons. NCBI's taxonomy places the organism in Eukaryota, Metazoa, Chordata, Aves, Pelecaniformes, Ardeidae. The record is from RefSeq and is a predicted model, not a curated record.